AUGCCCCAUUGCAUGUUUUCAAAACCAAAGUUUGGAUAAAUGGGAUGUACCAAUUCUUGUGUACACUGUAUGAUGUGUGGGUUUUAUAACGGUCUAUGUUUUUUCUUCACUCAGCAGAUGAAGUAAUUUACUACUAUUGCUACUUUAUCUUUGAUGUAAGCAUUUUUUAUGUUAGUCAAGAGGGACAAACAAAGGGUAAACCAUCUAAAGUGCAGUGACCGCCCAAACUGUUGUCAAGGACAUGCAUAAGUUCAGGAUUUUACUAUAUUUGAAUGUGGCAAUGUCAAAAUAAUUUAUUAAUGUUAUGUCACUUUGUUUUCAGAGAUUUAGUUUGAUGUGUAUGAGAUGGAGAAUGCAUUUUUUUGCUUGGGGAUUCAGUCAUUAUAUUUGCUGCAAAUUUCAUAUUGGAGAAGAAGCAAUAAAGCCAGACAAUGACCUCUUAGGGUUAUCCUGAUACCCAAAAGUUCAAAAAGAUGGAGCAAGUGGAAGUGACUAAAACAGAUGUUGAAAACAAAGUGGAAAGAAUCUUGAAACUCAUCAAGAGGAGAAACGAAGCGAAAAAGGAGCCAGAAAUUGUUGGACUUGUUGAGGACUUUCACAAACAGUACCAAUCUCUCCAUGCCCAGUAUGAUCAUCUUAAACCAGAGUCAGGUAAGAAAGCUCUUGAUGGAAAAGGAAAUGAAAGUUGUUCUUAUGACACCUCCAGCUCAGAUUCGGAAUAUUAUUCCUCCGAGGACGUAGAAAUUAACACCAACAUAGCAUUUAAUAACGAUGGAAGUUCCGAAAGAAGGAUGGCAGAAAACAUCCAGGAAGAACUUGAAAGGGCAUACAUAAAAGUUGCUGACCAGAACCAUCAAAUGACCCUCAAGACUGAAGAGAAGGAAGUUUUAGCUUCAAACCUUCUGGCCGCUUUAAGUAAAAUACAAGAAAUAGAAACCAUCAACAGAGAUUUGAGAAAAGAAGUGGAUGAGAAAGAAAAGAGACUUUCUGCUUCUGGAAAGGUGCGCAAGGGACGGGUAACGGAGCUAGAGGAGCAGUUAAUUGGCUUGAAAACUGAACUGGAAUCUCAGCACCACCAGAAAAGAGAUUUGGAAGCUCAGCUUGAUGGUAAGACAGCUAAAAGUAAACAGCAAGGAGAGACAAAUAAGGUACUGUAUUGGCAGAUUUCAGAGGAAGGAGAUGAAGUAACUAAACUCAUGAAGCAAAUCAAGGACAUUGAAAACAACUUAACAUCUAAAAUUGAGAAUUCAAUGGCACAGAUCAGCAAUCUGAAGAAGGAGGUGGACUAUUUAUGUGCCCAAAAAUGUGAAGCCGGAGGAAGUAUAGCUUGCAAGAGUAAUGAAUCAUUUGAUCCGGCAAAUAUAAUGAAGCAGGAAUUGGAUUGCCUAUGCAGCCAGAAAACUGAGUCAGAAAUUCUGCUAGAGAGGAAAUCUAAAGAAAUCUCCCAGUAUCUGAUUCAAGUGGAAACCCUGAAAAAGGAAUUAGCAAGAAAGAGUGCUGUUGAGCAGAUAAUGGUAGAAGAAAAAGAAGACUUACAGGUGCAGGUGAUGGACUUGGAAUCAGAGGUGGAUGCUCUACGCAAGCAGAAAAAUAAAUCAGAAGAUGAAGAAAGGAGUAAUAUUCGUGAAAUCAAUCAACUGAGAGAAGAAAGGGAUCACCUAAAUGCUAGAAUUCUAGAAUUGGAAGCACCAUUUCGGAAGAGAGGCCAUGAGCUUUCUGCUAUUCAGGACAUCGAAAGUAGAAGGAUUAAAGAAACUGCUCAGAUUAUGACCUCAAAUACGGUGGUUGAACUUCUGCAACAGAAGGUGGAUCCCAUGAAGAUGGAGAAAAGCCAGUUGAAGUUGCAGAUUGCUGAUCAGCAGAGAAUCAUGAAAGAAAGAGAGGAAAGUACCAACAAAUCUAUGGAGUCUAAGUCUAAGCUGUCCAGACGCUUAUCAACAGGAACCAAUUUAAAUUUCCAUGUCCUAGAAAAAAAGAUGAAGGAUUUAGCACAAGAGUUCCACAAGAAAGUUGAAGAUAACAUCCGUCUUUUGUACCAGAGGAUCACGGUUGCUGAAAAAAUGCAUUUUGAGUGCAAAGAUACUUACAAGAAAAUAAAAGAAAGGCUAGAGCAAGAAAAUGGUGCACUUGGAGAAAAGCUUGCCACUUGUGAAGCUGAGUGCAGGAAGUUGAGGGAUUCAAUGGAGCCAGGCAAAAAUGCAUCGACUCCCUUGAAUUCAGUAGUGAAUAAUUUAGAAGACGAUGGAGAUUCCCUGAUCCGCAUUUCAAAUGUAGAAGACGGGCUUGUUUCUACAAAUGACUGCAACACAGGAAGGGAAAAUGAAAUAGAACAGCUGAAGAGUAAUGUGGAUUUAGUGGUAUCAGAAAUUGACAAGGAAAACGAGGAGUCGUUUUUGAGGGAGAAGGCUUUGACUUUGGAAGCGAAGUUGAGGGAGGAAGGAGAAGAAAAGCUGAAGCUGUUGAAAGCCGUGACCGACCUGGAGAAUAGAGUGGAAGAAUUGGAGAAGAUAACGAAAGAAAAGGAUGAAACAUUGUUGGUUAGGGAAGAAGAGAAGAGGGAAGCCAUAAGGCAGCUCUGCCUGUUGAUUGACUACCAUCGCAGCCGCUGUGACUAUCUAAAGAAAUUUAUAUCAAAGUUAGCUCACAAUAAUUAUGAUUCCCGACAACAGCUGGAGUGCCCUAUGUCAAAUCUUAGAAGCAAAUUCUUCUUCUUCUUAAUCAAACUUUGGAGCUCUGACUCGGAGAAACUUAGCAAAGCUUCCGAUGCAAGAUUGAUAGAGGCAAGAGAAGGAAAGUCUCAGCUCACCGUUUUCCAAAUAAUGGCCGUCUUUUAUCGUUCCAAAUCAGCUUUCUUUAUUUCUGUGUGGGUGAUUCCGUUCCCCAGUGAAUGUGAUGAUAAGCAACAAAGAGGGGCCUCCAUCCGUACAACACCAUUGUUACUGGUAGAAAAUUUGCUUCUGAAUAGGCCAUCAUUUAGGGUUCUUAUGACAUUUUAUGUUUACAACUUUUGCAAUCAAUCCGCUUGUGUUAAGAGUUUGCUGUAUAGUUUCUGUUUGACAUGGAAGUCUAUAAAGUUCUUCUUGAGGCAUCAUGUUGAUCCAGAAAAGGAUGAACAGCUUAAAGGAAGUAAAAUAGAAAUUGAUGACAAAGUGACAAAAAUAUUGAAGCUCAUCAACAAUGAAGAAGUUGAAGAAAAUGAUGGGAUCUCAAUAGCUAACCCCAAGAAGGAACUGCUUGUCCAGUUAAUUGAGGAUUUCUACAAACACUACCAAAAUCUCUAUGCACAAUAUGAUCAUCUCACGGGGAAGCUGAGGAAAAAAGUUCAUGGCAAACGAGAAAAUGUUGCCUCCUCAUCGUCGAGUUCAGAUUCAGACUCCGAUUAUUCUUCAAAAGAUGGAGGCAGUAAAGAUGGACCAUCGGAAAACAAAUUUCAGAAAAUAGCAGAAGGUAUUAAGCAAGAACUUGAAACAGAAAAUCUGGAAAUUGCUGACCUUAAGAGUAAACUGACAGAUACAAGUGAAGAAAAAGAUGCUUUAAAUUCUGAUUAUCUAGCUUCUUUAAGCAAGUUGCAAGAUGCGGAGGAAAUCAUCACGAAUCUGAAGCUUGAAUCUGAGAGAUCAGAGAGUGAAAAAUCAAAACUUGUAGUUGAGAAUGAAGAGCUGAGGUGUAAACUGGACACUGCUGCUAAGAUAGAAGCUGAGGUGAAGCAAAGAUUGGAAGAUCUGAAUAGAGAGAACAAUAACUUAAUUCUAGAGAAAGAGGCUGCUGCUAAAAGAAUUGAAGAUGGUGAGAAGUUUACAGAGGAGCUUAGAAGAGAAGUUGAUCGGCUGAAAGAGGAAAAUAUAACUCUAAAGCAAGAGCUAAAAAGUGCAGGGGGGGAAUUUUCCAAUAUGCAACAACAGCUGGAAUCUACUGAACAGCAAGUUUCAGAAUUGAGCCACAGUCUUAAUGCUACAGUGGAAGAGAAUAAAUCCCUGAACUCGAAACUUUCUGAGGUUUCAAAUGAGAGUCAGCUGGCACAGGGCACAAUACAACAACUCAUGGCUGAAAUAAGUCAGUCAAAGAAGGAACUGGGUGAGAAAGAAACGGAACUUUUGAUGCUCAAAGAGUUGCAUGAGGUGUACGGGAAUCAAUCAUCUGCUCAGAUAAAAGAAUUAGAGGCACAAAUGACAAGCAUGGAACUCAAGUUUGAAUCAUUGCGAGUAACAAACAGAGAUAUGGAGCUUCAGGUAGAGAACAAAGCAAGUGAAGCAAAACAGCUGGGAGAGCAAAAUAUAGGACUGCAAUCCCAAAUUUCUGAACUUGAGGUGAUGUCAAAAAAGAGAGCAGAAGAACUCUUAUCUCUCACAAAGAAAUUUGAGGAUAGUGAGAAAGAAUCAUUGUCUAAAACGGAGAAUUUGACAGUGCAGAUCAACAAUCUGUUAGUGGACAUGGAGUCACUACGCACCCAGAAAGCUCAGUUGGAAGAACAUAUUGUAUUUAAAGGUGAUGAGGCAUCCACUGAAAUCAAGAGCUUAAUGGGUCAGAUAAAUACAUUGCAGCAGGAGCUGGAGUCCCUGCACAGGCAGCAAGCAGAAAUGGAAGUGCAGCUUGAGAGAAAAACUCAAGCUAUUUCAGAUUAUGUGAUUGACAUAGAAAAGGCAAAAGAAGAGAUAGUAAGCAAGAUCAAGGAUCAACAACGAGAUCUGCAGGAGAAAGACGGUUUGCUGGCACAAGUAAAGGAUCUGGAAUUUGAGGUCAGUUCUCUAAAGAAUCUGAAAGGUGAACUGGAAGAGAACUUAAGAGCUAAAAUGGAAGACAAUGGUCAGUGGAGGGAGGAAAAGGUGGGUUUACAGGUUCAGAUAAAAGAAUUAGAGGCACAAGUGACAAGCUUGGAACUCAAGUUGGAAUCAUUGCAGGCAACAAACAGAGAUAUGGAGCUGCAGAUAGAGAACAAAGCAAGUGAAACAAAAAAGCUGGGAGAGCAAAACAUAGGACUGCAAUCCCAAAUUUCUGAACUUGAGGUGAUGUCAAAAAAGAGAGAAGAAGAAUUCUUAUCUCUCACAAAGAAAUUUGAGGAUAGUGAGAAAGAAUUGUCGUCUAGAGCAGAGAAUUUGACAGUGCAGAUCAACAAUCUGUUAGUGGACAUGGAGUCACUGCACACCCAGAAAGCUCAGUUGGAAGAACAUAUUGUAUUUAAAGGUGAUGAAGCAUCGACUGAAAUCAAGAGCUUAAUGGGUCAGAUAUAUACAUUGCAGCAGGAGCUGGAGUCCCUGCACAGGCAGAAAGCAGAACUGAAAGUGCAGCUUGAGAGAAAAACUCAAGCUAUUUCAGAUUAUGAGAUUGACAUAGAAAAGGCAAAAGAAGAGAUAGUCAGCAAGAUCAAGGAUCAACAGAGAGAUCUGCAGGAGAAAGAAGGUUUGCUGGCACAAGUGAAGGAUCUGGAAUUUGAGGUCAGUUCUCUAAAGAAUCUGAAAGGUGAACUGGAAGAGGACUUAAGAACAACAAUGGAAGACAAUGGUCAGUUGAGGGAGGAAAAGGUGGGUUUACAGGUUCAGAAAAAAGAAUUAGAGGCACAAGUGACAAGCUUGGAACUCGAGUUGGAGUCAUUGCAGGCAACAAACAGAGAUAUGGAACUGCAGAUAGAGAACAAAGCAAGUGAAGCAAAACAGCUGGGAGAGCAAAACAUAGGACUGCAAUCCCAAAUUUCUGAACUUGAGUUGAUGUCAAAAAAGAGAGAAGAAGAACUCUUAUCUCUCACAAAGAAAUUUGAGGAUAGUGAGAAGGAAUCGUUGUCAAGAGGGGAGAAUUUGACAGUGCAGAUCACCAAUCUGUUAGUGGAAAUGGAGUCACUACGCACCCAGAAAGCUCAGUUGGAAGAACAUAUUGUAUUUAAAGGUGAUGAAGCAUCGACUGAAAUCAAGAGCUUAAUGGGUCAGAUAAAUACAUUGCAGCAGGAGCUGGAGUCCCUGCACGGGCAGAGAGCAGAACUGGAAGUGCAGCUUGAGAGAAAAACUCAAGCUAUUUCAGAUUAUGAGAUUGACAUAGAAAAGGCAAAAGAAGAGAUAGUCAGCAAGAUCAAGGAUCAACAGAGAGAUCUGCAGGAGAAAAAAGGUUUGCUGGCACAAGUGAAGGAUCUGGAAUUUGAGGUCAGUUCUCUAAAGAAUCUGAAAGGUGAACUGGAAGAGGACUUAAGAACUAAAAUGGAAGACAAUGGUCAGUUGAGGGAGGAAAAGGUGGGUUUACAGGUUCAGAUAAAAGAAUUAGAGGCACAAGUGACAAGCUUGGAACUCGAGUUGGAGUCAUUGCAGGCAACAAACAGAGAUAUGGAACUGCAGAUAGAGAACAAAGCAAGUGAAGCAAAACAGCUGGGAGAGCAAAACAUAGGACUGCAAUCCCAAAUUUCUGAACUUGAGUUGAUGUCAAAAAAGAGAGAAGAAGAACUCUUAUCUCUCACAAAGAAAUUUGAGGAUAGUGAGAAGGAAUCGUUGUCAAGAGUGGAGAAUUUGACAGUGCAGAUCACCAAUCUGUUAGUGGACAUGGAGUCACUACGCACCCAGAAAGCUCAGUUGGAAGAACAUAUUGUAUUUAAAGGUGAUGAAGCAUCGACUGAAAUCAAGAGCUUAAUGGGUCAGAUAAAUACAUUGCAGCAGGAGCUGGAGUCCCUGCACGGGCAGAAAGCAGAACUGGAAGCGCAGCUUGAGAGAAAAACUCAAGCUAUUUCAGAUUAUGAGAUUGACAUAGAAAAGGCAAAAGAAGAGAUAGUCAGCAAGAUCAAGGAUCAACAGAGAGAUCUGCAGGAGAAAGAAGGUUUGCUGGCACAAGUGAAGGAUCUGGAAUUUGAGGUCAGUUCUCUAAAGAAUCUGAAAGGUGAACUGGAAGAGGACUUAAGAACUAAAAUGGAAGACAAUGGUCAGUUGAGGGAGGAAAAGGUGGGUUUACAGGUUCAGAUAAAAGAAUUAGAGGCACAAGUGACAAGCUUGGAACUCGAGUUGGAGUCAUUGCAGGCAACAAACAGAGAUAUGGAACUGCAGAUAGAGAACAAAGCAAGUGAAGCAAAACAGCUGGGAGAGCAAAACAUGGGACUGCAAUCCCAAAUUUCUGAACUUGUGUUGAUGUCAAAAAAGAGAGAAGAAGAACUCUUAUCUCUCACAAAGAAAUUUGAGGAUAGUGAGAAGGAAUUGUUGUCAAGAGUGGAGAAUUUGACAGUGCAGAUCACCAAUCUGUUAGUGGACAUGGAGUCACUACGCACCCAGAAAGCUCAGUUGGAAGAACAUAUUGUAUUUAGAGGUGAUGAAGCAUCGACUGAAAUCAAGAGCUUAAUGGGUCAGAUAAAUACAUUGCAGCAGGAGCUGGAGUCCCUGCACGGGCAGAAAGCAGAACUGGAAGUGCAGCUUGAGAGAAAAACUCAAGCUAUUUCAGAUUAUGAGAUUGACAUAGAAAAGGCAAAAGAAGAGAUAGUCAGCAAGAUCAAGGAUCAACAGAGAGAUCUGCAGGAGAAAGAAGGUUUGCUGGCACAAGUGAAGGAUCUGGAAUUUGAGGUCAGUUCUCUAAAGAAUCUGAAAGGUGAACUGGAAGAGGACUUAAGAACUAAAAUGGAAGACAAUGGUCAGUUGAGGGAGGAAAAGGUGGGUUUACUGGUUCAGAUAAAAGAAUUAGAGGCACAAGUGACAAGCUUGGAACUUGAGUUGGAAUCGUUGAAGGCAACAAACAGAGAUAUGGAGCUGCGGAUAGAGAACAAAGCAAGUGAAGCAAAACAGCUGGGAGAGCAAAACGUAGGACUGCAAUCCCAAAUUUCUGAACUUGAGUUGAUGUCAAAAAAGAGAGAAGAAGAACUCUUAUCUCUCACAAAGAAAUUUGAGGAUAGUGAGAAGGAAUCGUUGUCAAGAGUGGAGAAUUUGACAGUGAAGAUCACCAAUCUGUUGGUGGAAAUGGAGUCACUACGCACCCAGAAAGCUCAGUUGGAAGAACAUAUUGUAUUUAAAGGUGAUGAAGCAUCGACUGAAAUCAAGAGCUUAAUGGGUCAGAUAAAUACAUUGCAGCAGGAGCUGGAGUCCCUGCACGGGCAGAAAGCAGAACUGGAAGUGCAGCUUGAGAGAAAAACUCAAGCUAUUUCAGAUUAUGAGAUUGACAUAGAAAAGGCAAAAGAAGAGAUGGUAAGCAAGAUCAAGGAUCAACAGAGAGAUCUGCAGGAGAAAGAAGGUUUGCUGGCACAAGUGAAGGAUCUGGAAUUUGAGGUCAGUUCUCUAAAGAAUCUGAAAGGUGAACUGGAAGAGGACUUAAGAACUAAAAUGGAAGACAAUGGUCAGUUGAGGGAGGAAAAGGUGGGUUUACAGGUUCAGAAAAAAGAAUUAGAGGCACAAGUGACAAGCUUGGAACUCGAGUUGGAGUCAUUGCAGGAAACAAACAGAGAUAUGGAACUGCAGAUAGAGAACAAAGCAAGUGAAGCAAAACAGCUGGGAGAGCAAAACAUAGGACUGCAAUCCCAAAUUUCUGAACUUGAGUUGAUGUCAAAAAAGAGAGAAGAAGAACUCUUAUCUGUCACAAAGAAAUUUGAGGAUAGUGAGAAGGAAUCGUUGUCAAGAGUGGAGAAUUUGACAGUGCAGAUCACCAAUCUGUUAGUGGACAUGGAGUCACUACGCACCCAGAAAGCUCAGUUGGAAGAACAUAUUGUAUUUAAAGGUGAUGAAGCAACGACUGAAAUCAAGAGCUUAAUGGGUCAGAUAAAUACAUUGCAGCAGGAGCUGGAGUCCCUGCACAGGCAGAAAGCAGAACUGGAAGUGCAGCUUGAGAGAAAAACUCAAGCUAUUUCAGAUUAUGAGAUUGACAUAGAAAAGGCAAAAGAAGAGAUGGUAAGCAAGAUCAAGGAUCAACAGAGAGAUCUGCAGGAGAAAGAAGGUUUGCUGGCACAAGUGAAGGAUCUGGAAUUCGAGGUUAGUUCUCUAAAGAAUCUGAAAGGUGAACUGGAAGAGGACUUAAGAACUAAAAUGGAAGAGAAUGGCCAGUGGAGGGAGGAAAAGAUGGGUUUACAGGCUCAGAUAAAAGAAUUAGAGGCACAAGUGACAAGCUUGGAACUCGAGUCAGAAUCAUUGCAGACAACAAACAGAGAUAUGGAGCUGCAGAUAGAGAACAAAGCAAGUGAAGCAAAACAGCUGGGAGAGCAAAACAUGGAACUGCAAUUCCAAAUUUCCAAACUUGAGGUGAUGUCAAAAAAGAGAGAAGAAGAACUCUUAUCUCUCACAAAGAAAUUCGAGGAUAAUGAGAAGGAAUCAUUGUCUAGAGCGGAGAAUUUGACAGUGCAGAUCAACAAUCUGUUAGUGGACAUGGAGUCACUACGUACCCAGAAAGCUCAGUUGGAAGAACAUAUUGUAUUUAAAGGUGAUGAAGCAUCGACUGAAAUCAAGAGCUUAAUGGGUCAGAUAAAUACAUUGCAGCACGAGCUGGAGUCCCUGCACGGGCAGAAAGCAGAACUGGAAGUGCAGCUUGAGAGAAAAACUCAAGCUAUUUCAGAUUAUGAGAUUGACAUAGAAAAGGCAAAAGAAGAGAUAGUAAGCAAGACCAAGGAUCAACAGAGAGAUCUGCAGGAGAAAGAAGGCUUGCUGGCACAAGUGAAGGAUCUGGAAUUUGAGGUCAGUUCUCUAAAGAAUCUGAAAGGUGAACUGGAAGAGGACUUAAGAACUAAAAUGGAAGACAAUGGUCAGUUGAGGGAGGAAAAGGUGGGUUUACAGGUUCAGAUAAAAGAAUUAGAGGCACAAGUGACAAGCUUGGAACUCGAGUUGGAAUCAUUGCAGGCAACAAACAGAGAUAUGGAGCUGCAGAUAGAGAACAAAGCAAGUGAAGCAAAACAGCUUGGAAAGCAAAACAUGGGACUGCAAUCCCAAAUUUCUGAACUUGAGGUGAUGUCAAAAAAGAGAGAAGAAGAACUCUUAUCUCUCACAAAGAAAUUUGAGGAUAGUGAGAAGGAAUCGUUGUCAAGAGUGGAGAAUUUGACAGUGCAGAUCACCAAUCUGUUAGUGGACAUGGAGUCACUACGCACCCAGAAAGCUCAGUUGGGAAGAAGAACAUAUUCAGGAGUGAUUCCCUGCACAGGCAGAAAGCAGAACUGGAAGUGCCAGCUUGAGAGAAAAACUCAAGCUAUUUCAGAUUAUUGA
Molecule: messenger RNA, 10130 nt
Organism: Durio zibethinus
Lineage: Eukaryota; Viridiplantae; Streptophyta; Magnoliopsida; Malvales; Malvaceae
Source: RefSeq, a predicted model, not a curated record